UUUAAAGAGAACAUUGUCCUCCACUGCACAGAGAUGUGAAAUUUCGCUAAAAUCAAAAUACCUUUGUGGACAUCGUUAAAUUCCACCCGGGAAAAUGCGCUGCAGUUGGAGAGCUAAAGUUGCUCAGCUUGCUUGAUCAAUGGACGGAUGCAACAUUAUUUAAUAGACCAGCUCAGCAGUGACCUGUUCCGUUAUUCGGGACCAUGUCGUCCUCCAGUGAUCUCCGGGAGAAAAUCAAACAGAAGAAACGCGCCUUGCGCGACACUCUGGCAAAGAGCACAGGCGGUGUGGACACGCAGGCUCUGGUUGCCACGGAAAUGGAGAUGAGUAAGGACAAGGCCUGGCUGGCGGGCGAGGAGCUGACGGUGGCAGAGGAGGAGCAGGUGGAGAGUCUGAAGAGGAGCCUGAAGGACCAGCGGCAGCGGAGGAAGAAGAAGCUGCUGAAAGAUGUGUCCACAGAUGAUUUGGUGGAGGAGCUGGCGGGGGCGGGGCCGGGGGCGGAGCCCAGAGAGCCAAAGCAUGUCCGACAGGGCGGGGCUGCUCCGGAACCCGUGGCCUCUACCAGCGGCGUUGGACGCAGUUCCAGAGACCUGCCCCCCCUGCCUGUGUCCCCUCUGGGCUCCAGCCAAUCAGAGGUCUCCAUGAGGCAGCGCAUGCAGGAGAAGCUACAGGCGGCUAGGUCUAAGAGCCUCCAGCAGGACUCUGCUCUGGAGCCAGCUAGCCGCCUGCAGGCCCUCAGAGACAGGGACACGCUCACCAGGUUUGACAGAGAGCUGGACGGCAAGGCUGGAAGUGAUCUCCAUGACGAUGGUUUGCCCACGGCUGCAAGAGUAAGGUUUCAAGAGGCUGCCCUCCGAGUGAGGCAGAAGCCUGAGGCGGAGACGGGCUUACCCACGGCCGAGGAAGCAUACAACUUCUUCACCUUCAACUUUGACCCCGAACCUCAGGAGGAACCUGUGAAAGGCAGACGGAAGAGGAGGAUGAAGGUGAGAGAAGGCGAGGAGGAGGAUGAGGAGGAGGGAGCAGGAGAGGAAGAGGAGGAUGGGGCAGAGAUGGCCAGAGAGCCAGCAGAGGAGGAGGAGACAGAGGACAGGGUGGAAGUGGACGGGGAGGAGGACCUGUUGCUGGUGACGCAGACGGCGCAGGACUUCCUGGAGGUGAAGGCGGCGGAGUAUCAGGGCUACAGCAGCCGUGUGCAGCAGGAAAGAGACCUGCUGUUUACCCCCAGCAUGCGACCAGCCCCAGCCUCCUGUAAGGUUGCAGAGAACAUGCAGCCGCGGUACCUGGAGGAGGAGGGGCUGUACGUGGGGGAGCGGCCUGUGGUGUCCCGCUCCAGCCAGAACAUUCUGGAGAACCGCAUCCUCCUGCAGGACGGGGGAAAGAAGUGGUUUGGAGAUGACGGACAGGUCUUGGCGCUGCCUGACCCCAUCAAAGAGUCUUCCACUCGCCCGCCCCUCUUCAACCUGGAGCAGGACCUGGACCCCGCCCUCCAGACCAUCUACAGGAAGGCUGUGAAGUCCAGGUGUGCUGGCAGGUACCGCCCCCGUGCGGGGGAUCCGGAGGGGGAGUACCAGCUGGACAUCGAUGUUUCGGGCCUGGUCUUCACCCACCACCCGCUCUUCAGCCGCGAGCACGUCCUGGCGGCUCAGCUGACCCAGCUGUACCACCAGCACCUGACCCGCCAGCACAAGAACCUCACCGGCCUGCUCACUGACAAGCUCGAUGGUUUGAGGAACGCCCUGAGCAGGAUGACUGAGCUACACAGUGGGCAAGGCCUCACACCUGCCGCUCAGCAAAGAAUAUCCCAGUACAAACAGGAAAUCAGGUGCACACGGAAGCUUCGCGACACAGAGCAGGAGAAGGACCGCGCUCUGCUGAAGAGCAUCCUGAAGGUCUGGAGGGAAAUGAAAGCACUGAGAGAGUUCCAGAGAUUCACCAACACGCCCUACAAGCUCUACCUGCACAGGGAGGAGGUGCAGAGGGCGGAGGAUGAGCGGAGGUAUGAGGAGGAGAUCCAGGUGGAGGUGGCGGAGCUGCAGGAGGAGUGUGAGGAGGAGUACGAGAGGCAGGUACAGGAGUACAGGAGACAGCUGGAGGUGUGGAAGACCUGGAGGAGGAGACAGAAAGCCAGAAAGAAGAAGAAGGGGAAGAAGAGGAAAGAGGAUGAGGAGGAGGAGGAAGAGGAGGAUGAGGAAGAAGAGGAGGAGCUGGAGGAGGAGCCUGCGAAGCCGGCCCCCCCUGAGAGGCAGGACCCAGGAGCUGUGGAGCAGGAGGUGCGGGAGAAAGCCUCCCGAAUCCGCAGGAAACCAGGAGAGCCCGUCCUGCUACCGGAACUCACCACGUCCGGCAGCACCACGCCCAAUCAGCUCUGCCCCCGGGGGGAGUUCGCCAGGAGGGAAGACGUGGCCAGACGUUCUCUCUUCGCCAGGAUUUUGUACAAUGACAAAGAGGUGUCUCGGACGGACAGUCGCACCCUCGCCCCGGAGUUCAGGGUCCACUUCGGCCAGAUAUUCAACCUCAAAAUCGUCAACUGGCCCGAGAGCAUCCGGAUACAGGUGUUUGAGGCGACGGGGUCGUCCCCCUCCCUGCUGGCCGAGGUGUUUGUGCCCCUCCCUGAGCCCACGGUCCUGACUGGCAGCGCCCCCACUGAGGAGCUGGAGUUCAGUAGCAACCAGCGCAGUGUGUUUAACCACGAGGGAGUGGGGAGUGGUGUGCCCUUCUCCUUCGAGGCGGACGGCAGUAACCGGCUCACCCUGCUGACCUCUGGGAAGCUGGCCUGCUGUGUGUCCUGGGCAGUAGGGGAAGACCAGGUCCCCCUGGCCCCGCCCAUCUCCCAGCCGUCUGCAGGCAUGCACAGCGCUCUGAAACGGGUGGACGCUAUUGCCUGCAUCGGGGCGUCGGGGCUGAAUGACAUGAGGAAGCUGGGGAAGUGGGCAGCAGAGUCUCGGCUGGAUCCCAAUGACCCAAAUAACGCUGCACUCAUGCAGCUUCUCACGGUGGCCGGUAGCGGAGAGCUGCAGGUGCCGGCGUAUUUCCGGCUGGAGCAGCUGCAGGAGGAGUUUAACUUCGUCUCCUCCGAGGAGCUGCAGCGCUCCAGGAGGUUCCACCUGCUGAGCCUGAGGAGCCAGGAGGUGGCCGAGUUCCGCAACUACAAGGGCGUACCCGCCGUGGAGCGAGAGGUCUCCGACAAGGUGUUCCAGGACUAUGAGAAGAGACUGCGGGAGGGAGAGAUCAUCGAUACUAAGGAUCACCUGGACGCCCACCGGGCCCUGGUGGCCAAAUACCUGCAGAAGGUGCGAGAGUCGGUUGUUAACCGUUUCCUCAUCUCCAAACAUCACUUCCUCCUUUCUGAUCUGGUCCAAGAGGAAGAGGUUCCCAGCAUCGGCGUUUUGGGGCUGAACCUGUUCAAACUGGCGGAACCCAAGCGGCCUCUGAAGCCGCAGAGGAAGGAGAGGAAGAAGGUGACGGCCCAGAACCUGACCGACGGCCACAUCCGCCUGCUGGUGAACAUCAUCAGAGCUUACGACAUCCCCACCCGCAAACCGCACACCAGUAAAGCCUCAGUGGGAUCCAGAUCGGCCCGGUCCUUUGCAGAGCCGUUUGCUGCAGGACAGACUUCCCAGAGUGCCGUGCAGAGCAGCGACUGGCCCCUCAACCAGGUGUUGGUCCAGCCCUUUGUGGAGGUGACUUUCCAGCGCUCAGUGCGCCGCACCACAGCUGCAGACGGACCGAACCCCUGCUGGAACGAGGAGCUGGACCUGCCCUUCAGUGCACCCAAUGGGGAUUACAGCACGUCCAGUCUGCAGUCUGUGAGGGAUGAGGUCUUCAUCAACAUCUUCGACCAGGUGGUGUACGACGUGGUGGAGGAUGACCGGGAGAGAGGGAGCGCUGUUCACACUCGCAUUGAGAAGCACUGGCUGGGCUCUGUGAAGAUUCCUUUCACCACCAUAUACCUGCAGUCCAGGAUUGACGGAACCUUUAAGGUGCACACGCCGCCGGUGCUGCUGGGAUACAGUAAGGAGCGCAGCCUGGCCAGCGAGGGGGGGUACGAUUCCGUGCACUCCCUCAACGAAGGACCCUUCCUCACCCUCUUCAUCACCAUCCAGCCGCAACUCAUUCCUGGGGAGACCAUCCGGGAGAAGAUGAAGGAAAUGAAGUUUGACUCUCAGGAGGAGGAGAAGCUGCUGGCGAUGGCGGACGGCUUUGAGAAGGACGCGGCGCUGCGUUUCCCGGGCCGGCCCUGCCUCACCACCGUCAUCGACCUCAGCGGCAAGACCGUCUUCAUCACGCGCUACAUCCGCCCCCUCAACCCCCCCCAGGAGCUGCUGGACGCCUUUCCCAACAGCCCCCAGGAGGCCAUGGAGCUGGUGGCUCACUAUGUGUCUCUGAUCCCAUCCCUGCCGGACAGCGUGUCCUUCUCAGGAAUCUGUGAUCUGUGGAGCACCUGUGAUCAGUUCCUGUCGCUGCUGGCAGGAGAUGAGGAGGAGCAUGCUGUGUUGCUGUGCAAUUACUUCCUGGCGAUGGGAAAGAAGGCGUGGCUAAUCAUUGGCACCGCCAUUCCUGAGGGCCCCACAGCGUACGUACUGACCUGUCAGCAGAGCCGCUUGGUCAUCUGGAACCCCAGCAGCGGGCAGUGCUACGGCCAGUACGACACCUUCUGCCCCCUGCAGGCCGUCGGCUGCCUCGUCAGCGCAGAGAACGUGUGGUUUAACACACAGGUGCACGACGCCCCCAUGAGAAUGAGUUUUGACGUCAGUAAAUCCAAGUUUUGGAAGCCCUUUUUCUCACGAGCUUUCUCAGACCCUGGGCUGUCCAGUGUCCAGCCGGACCAGCUGGUGUAUCGACGCACUGACAAAACAGCUGCUGUGGAACUGCAGGACAGGAUUGAGAAGAUUCUGAGAGAGAAGAUGAUGGAGUGGCGCCCCCGCCAGCCCACGCGCUGGAACCGCUACUGCACCUCCACCCUGCGCCACUUCCUGCCCACGCUGGAGCUGAGUGCCGGCCGCCACCUGGGAGAGGAGCACCGCCUGGAGCUGCAGAGCAUGCUGGGAGAUUACAGGCUCUCUGGGUUCCCGCUGCACCAGCCCUUCUCUGAGAUGGGGCCGCUGGUGGAGGCGGUGUACAGCACGGGGGUGCACUGCGCCGGGGCGCCCGGCACCGACGCCUCCAACGUGGAGUUCGCCCUGGCCGCGUACGUGCACCCGUACCCCAACAACGUGCUGUCCGUCUGGGUGUACCUGGCCUCCCUGAUCCGCAGCCGAUAGCAUCCCCUCCACCUGCCGCGCUUUCCAGCACCAGGGCCCUCACCCUCCAGGACCAGGGCCUCAUCCUCUAGGACCAGGGCCCUCACCCUCCAGGACCAGGGCCUCAUCCUCCAGGACCAGGGCCCUCAUCCUCCAGGA
Molecule: messenger RNA, 5402 nt
Organism: Anguilla anguilla (European eel)
Lineage: Eukaryota; Metazoa; Chordata; Actinopteri; Anguilliformes; Anguillidae
Gene: cc2d2a
Product: coiled-coil and C2 domain containing 2A
Exons: 40
Coding region: 204-5264 (1686 amino acids)
Biological process (GO): non-motile cilium assembly; protein localization to ciliary transition zone
Cellular component (GO): ciliary transition zone
Source: RefSeq, a predicted model, not a curated record